AUGCCUACCCCCAACUGCAGACUCGCUCCUUCUCUUGCUAGCACUGAUGUCCAGUUGCUACAAGCUUUGAAUGCGAUGAAAGAAGAGAUGAAGGCCAUGAAGGAUAAGAUCACAUUGAUGGAUACAAGAAUCGGUGUAGUGAUCACCGGUAAUGCAACCGCCAUUAAUGGCAUUGAUGCCUUGUCUGCCCUCCCAGCAUCUGCGCAUGUGCUCACUAGUGUUGCAUCCACUUCUGCUGCCCUUCCCAUCACCGAAUCAAGUGAUACUAACGCUGUAUUUGGAUACAUUCAUGGUUAUAUGUGGAACCCAAAGCUAAAAUCAAGAGACCAGGCAGAAAUCCAAGCAAACGCCAUAAAACCAAAGUGGACAGUUGAUGUUCAUUUUGAUCGCUCUCCAAAUAGAGAGUUAGUCAAACAACUCUUGUAUUACUUGGAAAAGAAGUUUGCUGGCACUGAUAUGAGGACACGCGACCUUCCCUUGAAUACUAAUUCAAGAAGAUCUGGCCGUGAAACUGAUAACUACACUCGCCAUCACCUUGCUUAUGAUGCUUACAAGGCUGACAUUGAUCUCAAGAUGGGCCGAAACUGCUCUGGACUGAUCCAAAAGUCGGUCAUGUCUGAAGGCGAAUCAGACGAUGAUAUGUCCCCCUCUCAGCCAAGAAAUGAGAUUCGUGUUGCUCGCCCAAGUUGGAGAAGUGACGAGCUUAACAAAUUCAUUACGGAGGUUGACUCGUUUGUUGUUAAGCAAUUGGGUGCAAAUUCCCACCAACUGCUUAAGAGAGUUUAUGGUAGAACAGUGGAAUCAACAGUCCCAAUUGAUUUAGAUCCUGCUCUACCUCAAUGGGCUCUUAAAUAUGGGUCAUAA
Phycomyces blakesleeanus NRRL 1555(-) is the source of this 864-nucleotide messenger RNA. RefSeq lists its product as hypothetical. The transcript is spliced from 5 exons. Bases 1 to 864 code for a protein of 287 amino acids. The record is from RefSeq and is a predicted model, not a curated record. Lineage: Eukaryota; Fungi; Mucoromycota; Mucoromycetes; Mucorales; Phycomycetaceae.